GCUGCCUGCAGGGCACACGGAUCGGAGUGGCCGCUUGUGCGGACACUGAAGCCAGGGGCGAGAGUCAGGAGGGAGGCCGAAGAGAAGCAGCGGUCGAGGCGACAUGGCUGAUUCUCAGCGUUGUGGGCGAUACUCGUACGAAGACUAUGAGCUAACAGCGCAGUGGCUGCUGUCCCGCACGGAGCACCGGCCAAAGGUCGCGAUCGUGUGCGGCUCUGGCCUCGGAGACCUGGCCACUCAACUGUGCGACGCCAACGUAUUCCACUACCGCGACAUCCCCAACUUCCUCGAGACCACCGUGCCAGGGCACGCCGGGCGGCUGCUGUUCGGGCUGCUGAGCGGGGAGGUGUGCGUGUGCAUGCAGGGCCGCGUGCACGCAUACGAGGGCCACUCUAUGGAGCAGAUCACAUAUCCCGUACGAGUGUUCAAGCUGAUGGGCAUCGAGACACUGAUUCUCACCAACGCAGCUGGAGGCCUAAACCCCGACUACAAGGCUGGGGACAUCAUGCUCGUGAGAGACCACAUCAACCUGCCCGGCCUCAUGGGCCUCAACCCCCUAGUGGGGCCCAAUGACGAAAGACUGGGCGUGCGCUUCCCAUGCUUGUCGGACACAUACGACCCGGCCUUGCGGCGCGCGUGCUCGCGCGUGGCGGCGCAGCUCGGCGUGACAGAGUUGGUGCACGAGGGCGUGCUGUGCAUGCAGACGGGGCCCUGCUAUGAGACGGUGGCCGAGAGCCGCCUCCUGCGAGCGUUCGGCGCCGAUGCCGUGGGCAUGAGCACGUUGCCCGAGGCCGUGUGCGCAUACCACUGCGGGUUGCGCGUGUUGGCGCUCACGCUCAUCACCAACAUGGCCGUCUGCAACUACCGCAGCGAGGAGCGCACCAACCACGCCGAGGUGCUGCACACGAGCAGCAUGCGCGCCGUCGCCCUGCAGACCCUCGUCAGCGCCGUAGUCGGGCAGCUCGGCCAGUUCCACCGCGGGGGCGGGGGCGGGGGCGCCGCGGCUGCCAUCGAUUGAAGAGGGGUGGCAGCGGCGGCCGAAUGACGCUCAAACGUGGGACCCUGCUUUGAUUGGAACGCGAACCUCUGUCAGAUUCCGCGCCCUGUUGAUCAUUCACACUUUGCCCGGAAGGUUGCUGUCCACCAUUAGCGAUGCCUCUAGUAGAGGUGGUUCUUAAGCUUGACUGCAGCCUGAACCCAAAGUCACUUUAAGAUGUUUUCCUUGUUCGUGUUUUUGUUUUUUUUUGUUGCGGUUGCACCCGAUUCAA
Molecule: messenger RNA, 1268 nt
Organism: Petromyzon marinus (sea lamprey)
Lineage: Eukaryota; Metazoa; Chordata; Hyperoartia; Petromyzontiformes; Petromyzontidae
Product: purine nucleoside phosphorylase-like
Biological process (GO): nucleoside metabolic process
Cellular component (GO): cytoplasm
Molecular function (GO): purine-nucleoside phosphorylase activity
Source: RefSeq, a predicted model, not a curated record